Messenger RNA from Parasteatoda tepidariorum (common house spider), 2529 nucleotides. RefSeq lists its product as uncharacterized. The record is from RefSeq and is a predicted model, not a curated record. Gene Ontology annotation, biological process: sulfur compound metabolic process; N-acetylglucosamine metabolic process. Gene Ontology annotation, molecular function: N-acetylglucosamine 6-O-sulfotransferase activity. NCBI's taxonomy places the organism in Eukaryota, Metazoa, Arthropoda, Arachnida, Araneae, Theridiidae.
UCGCGGAGAGUAAGUAAAUUAUUGAGGCGCCAUUAUUAAAGCGAUUUUCAUCUAAUAUUUUUGUUCCGUAAUAAAAUUUUAAAUAUGUGAAUAAUAUGUCAAACUCGUAAAUUUAUUUAAAUAAAACUUUCAACGUUCUCAACUUUCUGACAUUGAAUCUUCUAGAUACAAGUUUUAGAAAAGUCUGAAGAAAAUAAGAUGACUCGUCUCUUUCGUUGUAUUACAAAAUGGAGAUUAAAUCGUCAUUGUUCGCGGCGGUUCACAUUUUAUACUAUUUUAUUUUCUGUCAUUGUACUUUUACUACUUUAUGUCAGAAGAAAGAAAUUAAAUGUUUAUCAUUAUUCUAUGUUCGAAGUGAGUGAUGUUAAUCGAUUGCAUGUGCUACUUGUGUCGUAUGUGGAAUCUUCAUUUAUAGUUGAAAUGCUACACCACUUACCAAACACCUAUUAUCAGUUUGAACCGGAACAGUUUUCAAAUCAAAAUAAAGAAGAACUCCAUGAAGCUAUAUAUAAAAUCUUUAAGUGUCAACAGUCUUCAAUAAAAGGAUUUCUGCAGUGGAUGAAAGAAAAUCCUGCUUACUUGAAACUAGAACAAAAUGUAAAAUAUUUUAAACAUUUAAAAUCGUGCUUGGAAUCUGGUACAUGCUAUAAUGGUGCAUUUUUGGAUGCAUUUUGCAAAACCCACGAAAUAAUCAUCAUCAAAACUGUUGGUUUAAAGUUGACAGAAGCAGCGGAAUUAUUCAGAAAAUAUCCUGACCUCAACUUGAAAAUCAUCUUCAUAACAAGAAAUCCCAUAGCCGUUUUAAAUUCGCAAAACAAUCACCUCAAAAAGAAAUUGUGUUUAUUCAAUGCGAACUGCACAGAACCCGAUGCGUUUUGCUCAAUGUUUCAUGAAGAUUUGAGACUCUCCUGCACCCUGUCCCAUGAAAAACCUAAUAACUUUAUGAUUGUACGCUACGAAGAUUUCUUUGCGAAUUCUUGGGUGUCUUCAAGUCGUGUUACAAAUUUUCUAGGUUUCGAAACACUUCCAGAAGAAAUUGAAAUUCUUUUAAAAUCUCAACAGCAAAUCUCCUCGAGCCACAAUACAAUCGUGCCCUCUUGGCCAGAAAUGUCACAUGAAAAUAUUAUAGGCAUCCAAAAGAAAUGCUACAGCGCCUUUAAAAGUUUAGGGUAUCAAUACAAUUCAUACAAAACUUUUGAGCAUUAUCAUUCAAAUAACCAACUUAAUUUACAUAAAUCUUUUACAUUUUUCUGUGUUAACGAAUUUCUUCGGAGUUAUGAACAAUUUCUAUAAAUGGCGUCGUAAAAAAAUUAUUCCGUAAAAAUUAUGUAUCUGUGAUGGGCAUUCAAGGAUGACUAAAUUUAGUCAGAAUAAAUUUAUUCUGAAUGAUUAUUCAUAUGCAAAUUUAGUCAUUAUUCAUUAUGCAAAUUUUUAAAUAUAUGUAGGUACAUGCGUACAAUGAAUGCAUGCCGCAUGUAUGGAAGUACAUAUGUACAAUAUAUGUUACCCAGUGUAUCUGUAAUUGUAUACACAUAUAUUGUGCAUAUGUAAAUACAUACAUUGAAAAUAGUCAUCAUGAUUACAUGAAAUUAAAUACAUCGCUGUAAUUGCCUGUAAUCGAUUAUUGUAAUCAACACCCAACUCUUUUAUGUAUGUCUGUAAAUAUAUAUAUGGAUCCACGUUGUAUAAGCUAACUAACGUAUAUACAUUGCUACUUCAUAGUGCAUACGUAAGUACAUUGUGUGAACAUUAUUGUAUGUUCACACAAUCUUUGUACUUUUAUACGUGUUUUGGAUGUACACACAUCCGUACGUAUAUGUACGUACGUAUAUUUUUCAAACACACAAAAGCAUUUUAUGUGUAUACGUACAUUAUGUACAUACGUACUCUGUAUGUGUAUCUGUACACUACGUACGUUUACUAACAUUCUUGUAUAAAUUGUAUGUGCAUACUAACAUGCAUUAUGUGUACUACUUUUGUAUGCAUUUACACAUUUAUGAAUUGUACGUACACUUGUUCAUAAAAUGUACGUAAGUACGUAAUGCCAUGUAUUAGCAAUGUAUGUUAGAAUCUAAACAUUCAACUUAUUUUACUUAUUUACGUAAACAUUUAUAUACAGUGCUCGUUCAUGUACAUAUAUAUAUAUGCAUAGACAUACAGCGUAGUUAAGUGUGCAAGGUAUGUACAACAUAUUUAUGUAUUCAUGUAGUAACUAUUUUUACAAUUAUUCGUAAUAGAGAUUACUUGUAAUCGCUAAAUUAUGAAUGCUGGUAAAAAUGACUGCUUAUAAUUGUACAUAUUGAUUGCUUAAAAUAAUAGAUUUUGGUCAUUAUUAACUAUAUAUACCAGUUAUCGUCUCUCGUUGUCAUUACUGGUAAUUAUAAUAACUUUUUCUUAUCUGAAAUUGUUACUUGUAACUUUUAAAAGUGAUAAAAAAGUAGUUUAUUACUAUGUACUUUUCAUUUGUAGUUGUCACAAUCGUUGUCAAUUAGUGUAUUUCUUCUUUUAUGCAGUAAAAUUAUUCACUUA